CUAACAGAUGAGCUGCCUUCAUGCAAUUCCACCGAUAACAUACUAGGUGUAACACUGACCGAGUUGAUGUCCACCUUCCAUACGGAGACCUCUGCCGCUGUCCCGAGACGGAAAACUGACACGAAAAGCAGCAAACAUAACCGACGCGUCCGUGCAUCUGGCAUCUUCAUCGGCGCGUCUACUACAGGUCAGAGUCGCAUCCGCCUCCAGGUCCGGGGUGCUUCGUGUUGAAGUUCACGCUGUCACCACCAGAGGGCGACAGAACUCUGGAGAGGCCGCUAGCUUGAAACAACUGCAACUUGAGUGUUCCUGCUGAGGAUGAAUUGAAAGACAAGUUCAAGAAAAGUGAGCAUGUUGCUUUUUACAGGCGACAGAUCCAGGGGCCAAACCCGCAGCACCGAGCCCUUUUGGACACCAUGGUGCUCACAGAGAAGGGGGCACGUUUUGAACUGUUGGAGUAUGGCACGCAGAAGUUGCUGCUUCUCUCUGUGUCGCCAUGCAAAAAUGGCACUGUGAGGAUAUUAAUAGAUGAGCUCCAGCCCAUUAAAGCCCGCUACCGAGUUCCAGAUGUGAUAACAGGGGAGGCACAGUGUGAACAGUUGAGAGUGGAGAGACGGUCUGAGGACUCCGUCACCCUUUCUUGGUCCUCGGGACGUCACCAGGUUUGCGUGUGGCGCUUCCCUUUCCGGCUGGAAAUCCUGUGUGAAGACGAAACGAUGGUGACGCUCAACUCCAAAGGCAAACUGUGGUUCGAGACUCUGCAGGAUCCACCCAGGGCCACAGCUCAUGGUGGAGAGCGCCAAGGGGGCCACACAAGUUUUUUAUGGAAAGAGACAUUCGGGCACUUUGUGGACAUCAAAGCUAAUGGUCCCACCAGCAUCGGGUCGGACCUCAGCUUUCACGGCUUCACUCAUGUGUUCGGUCUACCAGAGCACGCUGACGGCCUUCGGCUCAGGGACACCAGAGACGGCGAACCGUACCGCCUGUACAACUUGGACGUCUUUGCCUAUGAAUUGUACAGCCGCCUCGGCCUGUAUGGCUCUGUGCCGCUGUUGGUGGCCCACAAGCCCGACAGGACUUUGGGGGUGUUUUGGCUGAAUGCAUCCGAAACCUUUGUGAACGUUCAUUACAGCUCAUCUGAGCAUCAGGCUGACCAGACACCCCCGGCGAAGAGGAGGCACGUGCAGCCUCAGACUGACGUGCACUGGCUGUCAGAAAGUGGCGUGAUUGACUGCGUGGUUCUGCUCGGGCCCAGUCCACAGCAGCUCUUCUCCCAGUAUGCCCAGCUGACAGGAUAUCAAGCCCUGCCCCCGCUGUUUGCGCUCGGGUACCACCAGUGCCGCUGGAACUACAACGACGAAGCUGACGUGAAGGCUGUAGAUGCUGGAUUUGAUCGCCACGGUAUUCCGUACGACGUUAUCUGGCUGGAUAUCGAGCACACGGACGGGAAGCGUUACUUUACCUGGGACUCUGCUCUUUUCCCCGAACCGGCCGACCUGCAGCGAUACCUCGAGAAGAAGAAGAGGAAGUUGGUUGUUAUAAGCGAUCCCCACAUCAAGGUUGACCCCGAUUGGCCGCUGUACUGUGAGGCCAGAGACGGAGGGCAUUUUGUCAAGAACAGGGAGGGGCAGAUCUAUCACGGCUCAUGCUGGCCUGGUAAUUCCUCUUACCUUGACUUCAGCAGCCCAGACACUCGAGCAUGGUACUCCAGAUGUUUCAGCCUGGAUAAGUACAAGGGGUCGACGCCAUCGUUAUAUGUGUGGAAUGAUAUGAACGAACCGUCUGUGUUCGACGGGCCCGAGCAGACGAUGCCAAAGGACGUAGUGCAUUAUGGGGGCUGGGAACACCGGGAAUUACACAACCUGUACGGCUUCUACCAGCACAUGGCCACAGUGGAGGGUCUCAUAACUCGCUCAGGUGGCUUGGAGAGACCGUUUGUCCUGUCACGCUCCUUCUUCGCUGGGUCACAGAGAUUUGGAGCCGUGUGGACAGGUGACAACGUUGCCAGCUGGGAGUACCUGAAGAUCUCCAUACCGAUGCUUUUGUCUCUAAGCGUGGCAGGCGUAGCAUUUUGUGGAGCUGAUGUUGGCGGGUUCUUCCAGGACCCGGACCCGGAGCUGCUGGUGCGCUGGUACCAGGCAGCCGCCCUGCAGCCGUUUUUCCGAAGCCACUCUGCAAACGUGACAAAGCGUCGUGAGCCCUGGCUGUUUGGAGAGAAAGUCACCGCUGCCAUCCGCACUGUGAUCCAGCAGAGGUACUGUUUGCUGCCGUACUGGUACACUCUGUUCCACCGGGCUCACACCUCAGGUCUGCCUCCACUCAGGCCUCUGUGGGUGGAGUUCCAGAGAGAAGAGAGCACCUUCACUGUGGACAACCAAUAUAUGAUUGGUGGAGCCCUGCUGGCCUGUCCUGUAACCGAACCGGGUGUUCAAGAAGUCCAAGUCUUACUUCCUGGAUCUGGUGAGGUGUGGUAUGAUGUCCACUCUGCAGAGGUGUAUGAAGGAGGCGUGACGCUGAGUCUUCCAGUCACUCUGGACACAGUUAGUGUUUGUGUGGAUUCUCACAGCAGCAGGGCUCACUGUAAUGUUCCGGUGUUCCAGCGUGGCGGCUCUGUGGUCUGCAGGUCAGCAGGAAGUGGCUCCUGCACCGCCGAGCUCCAGCAGCUCCCCCUCUCCAUCACUGUGGCCCUCAACUCUCAGGGCGCCGCUGAUGGUGAGUUGUACCUGGACGACGGCCACUCCUUCAGCUACCGUGACAGAAAGGCCUUCUGCCUGCGCAGGUUCAACAUGCUGUCAGGCCGUCUGCUCUGCCGUCCUGCCUGUGAAGAAGGAACUUUUGACUGCGAUGCUGCGAUACAGUCGGUCACCGUCCUCGGCGUGAAGAACAAACCGUCCGCAGUGCUUGUGCACCUGGCAGGUGCUGAGGACGCCUCUGCUGCAUUUCAGCACACAGAGACCUGCAGCAGGCUGACAGUGAGCAGCCUGAGCCUCAGAGUGUCGAUGGACUGGGAGAUACAGAUACUGUAGGUUAACUCCUUCCUGUUCAUGUGAGGAGAACGUCAGGUUCACCGAACAGCCAGUGAGUCUGAAACCAAGCGUAAACAGGACAAUGUCCACCACAAGCCUGUUAUAAUUAGUUCGCUUGUAACGAACCUCAGAUUUACUUCCAUUUUUUAAAAUUUACUUUGAGCUCUUUAAAGAAAAACCUAAGAAUCAUCCCUCCACUGACUUUUUAAAAACUUAAAAAUAAUCAUAAACGUCAAGAGAACAAAAGAGAUGUGUUUUAAUUUGUUAACGAGGAGAUUGUUAUUAAUAAUAAUGAGAAAUUAUCUGUGGUUUUAAAGUUGUGGAGUGAAUGUUUGCUGAAUAAAGAGCGAGCUGAUGUGCAGCUUCCAACGU
Messenger RNA from Chelmon rostratus (copperband butterflyfish), 3398 nucleotides. RefSeq names its product glucosidase, alpha; neutral C (gene ganc). The record is from RefSeq and is a predicted model, not a curated record. Gene Ontology annotation, molecular function: carbohydrate binding; alpha-1,4-glucosidase activity. The transcript has 26 exons. The coding region runs from base 417 to 3026 and encodes 869 amino acids. Gene Ontology annotation, biological process: N-glycan processing; carbohydrate metabolic process. Lineage: Eukaryota; Metazoa; Chordata; Actinopteri; Chaetodontiformes; Chaetodontidae.